This is a messenger RNA of Cladocopium goreaui, 4203 nucleotides long. The record is from the annotation of a GenBank genome assembly. Lineage: Eukaryota; Dinophyceae; Suessiales; Symbiodiniaceae.
AUGACUGCCCCAUCCAAGCGUGGUCUCCUCGCUGCCGGCAUCGCCACUGCUGUGGCUGCACCUCUCUUCGUGGCUCCCGGUCCCAGCGCCCCUGCGCCUCGCGCCCCAGCCGCACAGGGAGCGACGAGUGGACGCAACGGCCAUGCCACCAGCAAUGCUGCGCAGGUCUCAGCCGUCGCACUGACCAUGCUGGGUGCAUCCGCCGCCGGAGCACGACGUAAGGCAAAGAGCCCCGUGGUGUGCCAGGCAUCUGAAACCUUUCAGCAACAGGCCAUGGAGUAUCCGGCCGCCUUUGAGGAAAUUGCCGAGGUGAACAACAAGGAGAAGAAGGCAGAGACUUGGCAGUUGAAGUUGAUCUUGAUCUUUUUGGUUUUGAUGCCGUACGCUCGAGGCAAGCACGCCAGCAAACCAACAGGCAUCCCACAUCGACAACAUUCGACAACGUUCGACAACGAAAAGAGCAUCCCGUUCCCCCCAGUGACUGAGGACAUCAUCUGCACCAUUGGCCCCAAGUCUUGGGAUCCAGAGGUCUUGGUGAAGUUGAUGAAGGCUGGCAUGAACGUGAUCCGCUGCAACAUGUCUCACAGCGACCAUGAGGAGCAGAGCAUGAAGCUGGCCAACUUGGAGAAGGCCUACGAAUUGGCCCCUGAGUUCAAGGGCAAGAUGAAGAUCCUGAUGGACACCCGAGGCCCUGAAAUUCGCACCGGAACCUUUGAGGUGUACAACUCCAAGAAGGAGUUGAAGGCUGGCCAGGACUUCAAGUUGGUGACAGAUUACGAGCAGAAGGGCGACGAAAACAUGGUGGCCAUCACCUACUCGCAGUUGCCGAAGAGUGUGAAGAAGGGCCAACGCAUCUUGGUUCAGGAUGGCACUGUGAUCCUCAUUGUAGAGGAGUGCGGUGAGGACUAUGUCAUGUGCAAGGUGGUGAACGACUGCAAGUUGGGUGAGAAGAAGAACGUGAAUGUCCCAGGUGUCAAGGUGGAGAUCCCUGUGGUGGGUGAGCGGGAGAUCAAGGACAUCGAGGAAUGGGCCGUGCCAAACAACGCCGAUUACAUCGCCCUGAGCUUCGUUCAGAGCGCUGACGACGUCAAGGAGUGCAGGAAGCACUGCAAAGGCAAGGACAUCAAGGUGAUCUCCAAGAUCGAAAACGUGGAGGGCUUGAAGAACUUCGAGGAGAUCUUGGCGGAGUCCGAUGGCAUCAUGGUGGCGCGCGGAGAUUUGGGCAUGGAGAUCCCUAUGGAGAAAGUGUGGAUGGCUCAGAAGAUGAUGCUGAAGAAGACCAAGGCGGCUGGUAAAUAUGCCGUUUGUGCCACGGAGAUGUUGGCAUCCAUGGAGGACAAGCCCUUCCCUACCCGCGCAGAGGCAUGCGACGUGGCAAACGCCAUCCUGGACGGUGCUGAGGCUGUCAUGCUGAGCAGUGAGAGUGCCAUGGGCAAGUUCCCGGUGGAGACAGUGAACACCAUGAGGAGGAUUGUGGAGGAGGCUGAGCACGCCUUGGUCUCUGAACUGGCGUUUGUAAAGGUCGAGACCGUGUCUGUCAAAGAGGAUUUACACAAACGCUUCAGGGAGAAACUGAAGCGCAUGGCGCCGGACACCGCAGUGCUUGACCCGCACCUGUUGAAGAAGAGUUUGGAUAGUCUUGUUAACGAGAUCAAAAAGGACUUUGAGAUGAAGCUCAAACCUUGGCGAAUGCCUGAAGAUGAUGAGGCUCAGGUGGUGGGAGACUUCCACCAGGCAUUGAUGCAGGCAGUGCAACAUAGGACCAUCGUCAACGAUCAGCAGGCAGAGGGCAUGUGGUACAGUUGUCUUAUCAAGAGGAUUCAGGGUAUGGGUACGGGCCUUUGUGGAAGGCAGUUGAGCAGAUUUCAUUUUGCUGUCUGCCGUUGCUUGCAGAGUCUGCUUGCUCAAGCAGACUCAGACCCAACGACCGGUCGGGCGACCAACGCGCCGGACUGGGCUUGGCAACCCCCGGGACCCUUGUCGCGCGGGAAGUUUUCUCAGCGCGACUGCGCCAAGAUGGAGCUUGGGGCCGCCGGCGCCGCAGCGGCGGGCGGCGUCGGGGUGGGGCUCUUCGGAUACAACCGCGGCAACUACAUGAUGGAUCAGAAGCUUCACUGGGCUCGCUUUAAUGCGGGCUUCAACAUGGCUUGUGCGCAGACCGAUCAGUACAAGGAAGACUUGGUGGACUUGACGACCUUGACAACCAACCGCAUGCACGUCUACGCGGACAUUGCUGGCAUGACCGCCACCAUUCUGACUGCGAUUUUUUGCCCUGGGCGUGUUGGUUUGCAUACACCACCUCCACCUUCUUGGCUCAUGGGCUUGAUGAUGGUGAACGUGGGAGGUGCUUACAUUUGGCUGGGGCUCACCAUGUGGCUGGCUAUGCAUGCUUGCCUGCGCGCCAACGCGGCAACAACUCACAUGCUCACCCGCUUCGUCAGGCUUCCGAUUCCUGCGAACUUUAUGUUGGAUCGUGCUCGAAAGUUCUUGGGAUCCUGGGAAGAGCAACCAUUGCGAGAGGUCUUGCGCAUUCCUUGGACGCGGCAUCAGUACAACAGCACUGACGAGCAGAGCUACAACGAAGGGAUGGAAAUCGAUGAAGCAGCGCAGCGACGCACCAGACACGGCAUUGACGUGCCCUCCUGGUACCGCAAGGAGCAAGCCAUUGAUACAGGCGAGCCCUUCGAGAGCAUGAUGCCUUUGGCUGCACAGGGCACUGCCCCAGAGCACUUUGAGGUGUACCGCGAGAUUCAGAACGAAUGGUGGCCAUACGACGUAUACGCCCGAAUCAGCAUCUUCUUGGCCUUCAUGCAUUUGCUCCACUGCUGGACCUAUCAGCACAUGGGCCACCUCUUUUGUGAGAACCGGGCCGUCUUCGCGGCCGGCUUGGUGUGCAUUCCAACCUGCGUGUUGCAGCACAUUCUGCUAACCUUGGACAUCAUGCCGGGUCAACUGAACUUUUCUUUGCAGCGUUUGGGCCCCUUCGCCCAAAUUGUGGCAUGGAUCGCCUUGGCCAUUGAAUACCAGCCCUACUACGACCCUGGUACCGCGGCCAUUGGCUAUGUUCUUGUUUACGUGGCCUAUGCCUUUCACAUCAUCUACACCAUUCAGCUGCUGCGCAUUUGUGCCCCGGACUUCUCUGCACCGGACCAGGCAGAGGUGCCACAAGGCACCUGGUGGCCUGGACAAUGGCGUUUGCCCAAAGCUUUCAAGCACGCAGUUUGGCUGGUUGCACCGCCCAGACACCUCGAGCCAGGACAGAAUGACUUGGUGGGUGAGAUGCGCAAAACAUCGGAGGGCGGAACUCAGACCGCUGGACAAGCUGGGCGGCUGACCUUUGAUGCUGUGGAGGCGAAACGCCGAGAUGUGCAUCGAGCCCUUGGAAAGCAAGGAGAAUCCCCAGCGUGGUUCAAUGUGCGCACGGGCCUGCUGGGCUUGUUAGUGGCUUGGGUCUACCUUGUCUUCGGCUUCACCAUCGAAGUGGCAAAUGCUCACACCACCACCCCGUCCUUCCUGAGCGCCGGUGGAGUGCCAAACAACCUCCGCGACCCACGGUAUCGCCCCCCGAAAGUGGGCGCUCAUGAACCUACAGAGGUGGGAACAGGCGGAUCAUCUCAUGGCCCAGCGGUUGGUGUCAAGCAUCAUGCCCGACGUUUGCAAGCCCUAGAGGGAGUUUCAACAAGUGACAUUAUUUCUUCUUUGCCCCGCGAAGAGCUGGUCGCGAAGAUCCGCAGCGCUUUGCCAUACCUUGCCCAACUGGCAAAGGGCGGCAGUCGCCCCACUGCAGCACUUGAGAAGUCUAUGAUUGACACGACCACAGCGAUGCCACAGGCCAAAGCCACCGCUAUCCGUUGGCCCGCGAUGUUUGAACCGAGGUUGAUGUGCGGGCAUGCUACAACUUCCAAGCUGCUUGCACUUUCGCACCAUGGACGCGGUUUAAUCAUCACCCCAGAGACCCAUGCAGAGCCGCAACAGAUUGCCUUGCAUGGUAACAUGGGUCCGUUGCUGGCAGCUCACUGGGACGAGCGCGGCUUGAUGCUUUUGGCCUCCUCCGGGGCCACGUUCCACUGCCGCGAAGCCGUUGGGUGGUGGCCUUGCCAGGCACGGGGACCUGGAUCAAGCUGGGGCAUGUGCCCCCAACACCGCCGUCCAAGAACACGUCCUUCCACUCCCGCCACCCCCCCAAAAUGUGACGCUCCAUGA